AUGACUGAAGCCGAAAAAGCAAUGCUGGGUGCAAAAAGACGCCAAGAGGAGGAAGAAGCUGUGAAACUUCAAGAGUAUGAAGAGCGACGUCGGGUUGAACGCGAGCGAGAAGAAGAGGAGUUGAGGAAACUUAAGGAAAAAAAAGAGCGAAGAAAACUGGAACGAGAGGAGGAAGAGCGUCAGUUCCAGGAAAAACUGAGACAAGAAGAAGAAAGAAGAAAGCAGGAAGAGGAGGAGCGUAAAGCGAAGCAGGAAGCCGAGAAACGCAAAAAAGAGGAAGAAAAACGAAAACGCCAACAGAUGUUGUCAUCGCAGUUUGCAAAUGCAGCCACGGGACAAACAGGAAGGAACUUUGUCAUUCCACAAAAGACAGACAGGGCUGAUAAAUUUGGCAAUAUUGUUCAGGUAAAUUCAUGGAAAAUUCACAACUAA
This is a messenger RNA of Gongylonema pulchrum, 432 nucleotides long. The record is from the annotation of a GenBank genome assembly. Lineage: Eukaryota; Metazoa; Nematoda; Chromadorea; Rhabditida; Gongylonematidae.